GGAACGGAACCGUCACGGCACGGGAUUCCUUCCCCACCUCUCGCCCCUCUCCUUCCCCCGCCGCCAUAAAUAGUCGCCUCCCUCCUCGCCUCUUCCCCCAAUCUCUCAUCUCGUCUCCUGCCGUUCGCAGUCAGAGCGCGCCGCCCCCUCUCGCGUGCCUCGGCGAUCCCUCCACCCCGCUUCCAAGAUGCAGAUCUUUGUUAAGACCUUGACUGGGAAGACCAUCACCCUCGAGGUGGAGUCUUCUGACACCAUUGACAAUGUCAAGGCCAAGAUCCAGGACAAGGAGGGCAUCCCCCCGGACCAGCAGCGUCUCAUCUUCGCUGGAAAACAGCUCGAGGACGGGCGCACGCUUGCUGACUACAACAUCCAGAAGGAGAGCACCCUCCACCUGGUGCUCCGCCUAAGGGGAGGCAUGCAGAUCUUCGUGAAGACCUUGACUGGCAAGACUAUCACCCUUGAGGUGGAGUCUUCCGACACCAUCGACAAUGUCAAGGCAAAGAUCCAGGACAAGGAAGGCAUCCCCCCGGACCAGCAGAGGCUCAUCUUCGCCGGCAAGCAGCUCGAGGACGGGCGCACACUUGCUGACUACAACAUCCAGAAGGAGAGCACCCUCCACCUGGUGCUCCGCCUGAGAGGAGGCAUGCAGAUCUUCGUGAAGACCUUGACUGGGAAGACAAUCACUCUGGAGGUUGAGAGCUCCGACACCAUCGACAACGUCAAGGCCAAGAUCCAGGACAAGGAGGGCAUCCCCCCGGACCAGCAGCGUCUCAUCUUUGCCGGCAAGCAGCUCGAGAACGGGCGCACACUUGCUGACUACAACAUCCAGAAGGAGAGCACCCUCCACCUGGUGCUCCGCCUGAGGGGAGGCAUGCAGAUCUUCGUGAAGACCUUGACUGGGAAGACAAUCACCCUUGAGGUGGAGUCUUCGGACACCAUCGACAACGUCAAGGCCAAGAUCCAGGACAAGGAGGGCAUCCCCCCGGACCAGCAGCGUCUGAUCUUUGCCGGCAAGCAGCUGGAGGAUGGCCGCACCCUUGCUGACUACAAUAUCCAGAAGGAGUCCACCCUCCACCUGGUGCUUCAUCUCCGUGGUGGCCAGUAAGCCAUCGGUUGGUUGUUGAAGCUGCUGCUGUUCCUGGAAGCAGGUCGCUGCUGUGAAGGGUGUCGUCUUUGAAGUGUCUGUGGUGUUUGUGUCGAAAUUGUAUCUGGUUUCAUGAACUGGAUUGGGUCUGUGUUUACCCAAAACAGUUGCACUGCAGCAGUAUGGGGCAUAUGCAUGAAUAAGUUAUGUUUGAACUUAAAUCUGUGCUUGAUUUGGUAUGCAUUUCUUCUGAUUAUUUAUUA
Messenger RNA from Panicum virgatum (switchgrass), 1347 nucleotides. Its product is annotated as polyubiquitin-like. Gene Ontology annotation, biological process: protein ubiquitination; modification-dependent protein catabolic process. The transcript has 2 exons. Gene Ontology annotation, molecular function: ubiquitin protein ligase binding; protein tag activity. Bases 188 to 1105 code for a protein of 305 amino acids. Gene Ontology annotation, cellular component: nucleus; cytoplasm. NCBI's taxonomy places the organism in Eukaryota, Viridiplantae, Streptophyta, Magnoliopsida, Poales, Poaceae. The record is from RefSeq and is a predicted model, not a curated record.